This is a messenger RNA of Enterobius vermicularis (human pinworm), 2265 nucleotides long. The record is from the annotation of a GenBank genome assembly. NCBI's taxonomy places the organism in Eukaryota, Metazoa, Nematoda, Chromadorea, Rhabditida, Oxyuridae.
AUGGCCGGAGACAGCAAGGAUAGUGUUGACAGUCGAUCAACAAUUGAAAAUACACUGCAAGGUUUACAGAACGCAAAACAAUUUGCUUUUGACAUUGGCUUAAGUUUGGUUAAGAUUGCAUACUCAUCAACAGUUUCGCGGCCAGUAACUACCGUGGAUUGUAAGAUAAAAAAAAACGGUGCUGCUGGAAGGCGUCUUCAUUUUAUUCAAUUCCGUAUUGAAAAGUUCAAAGAGUGUCUCGAUUUCAUACAGAAGGAAUGUGCUUCAGUUUCAAGAAGGACAGCUGCAUGUGCAGGGGCUGGCACAAAUGAGUAUGAAAGGACUAUCGCUGAUGCCUUGCGAGUAGACAUUGUAUUUUUCUGUCAGGGUUUGAUGAGAAGACUUUCCAGGUUUAGGAAAGUGGACGAUAUGGAUUGUUUAGUUCGUGGGAAUAAUUUUUUGUUGAAUAACCUUUGUGACGAAGCAUUCACUUAUGAUCAUCACAGCGAAACUUGCAAAUAUUCUUUCGAAGCUAUUAACAAUAAGCCAAGUUUUCCGUAUCUGUUAGUGAACAUUGGGACUGGAACAUGCAUUUAUCGAGUUGAAAGUGAUGAGAAGUUUGAGCGUGUUGGGGGGAGUUCAAUUGGAGGCGGUUCAUUUUUUGGUCUCGGAAGUCUUCUCACAGAUAUAUUUGAUUUUGAUAUUCUUAUGCAAAUGGCCGAGGAGGGGGAUCACAGGAACAUGGAUGUUCUCGUUUCAGACAUUUAUGAAGGUCGCACUCGUAAACUUGGAUUAACUGAGGAUCUUAUCGCGGGUUCAUUUGGGAAGAUUGCAGUAUUGUAUUCAGAUUCAAAACCAGCUAAUCGGAUUUACUUUGGAGGUUUUUUUGUAAGGAAUCAUCCUAUCGUCAUGAGGACUCUAAGUUUUGCUGUUGAAUACUGGAGUAAGGGGAAAAUGCAGGCUCAAUUUUUACGCCAUGAAAGCUACACUGCCGUAAUAGGAGCAUUUCUAUUAGGUCUAGAAACGCACAAUGAAAAGUAUCCACAAGAUGCAGACAUGUCUUAUAAGUUUUCAUGGAAGGAGCAUUAUACUGGGAGUACCGAACUUGGGCGCUUCGUACCAACUGCCCCAUUGUCUUCUGGAUUUAAUGUGGGGGUUCUUGAGUUAGAAUGUUGCGACAUGAAGUUAUGUUCUUUUCCGUUAUUAAGAAAUUCGGUUGUUUAUUGUCCCGACACAGUGUCGUUAAACCACGAUCGCGAAGCAAGAGAGUUUUGGUUAUCGUGCAUGGCUGAUAGCAUUGAGAAGACAGUAUCGAAGGCUGUAGAGUCGCAGUUUAAUUGUUCAAAUGUGGAGGAGCGUGCCGAUUCGGUGAAAAAAAAAUAUCUCAGUUAUCUAACAAUACUGAGGGAGAAGCCAUUGUAUACAUUCCAUUUUAUCGCUUAUGGUUGCUGUAAUGUUCGGAAUUUACUAGAUUUGAGGGAGCAGCUACUGAACGAGUAUUACUUUGACGAUGCCUACUUACAUCAAAAAAGGGUUGAAAAUGAAAUGGCUUUAUGCGAAUUACACGAUGUUCUAGUAGAAGUAGAUCGUAUAGAGGACUCGAGAGAACGCCAAUAUACUGUGAUGAGAGGACUACUUGCUGGUAAUGUAUUUGACUGGGGCGCUAAGGAAGUCGUAAAGCGGUUAGAGAGUUCAAGUUGUCAGUUUACUUUUCAGUCUGCUACCGCUGCGUUACAAGAACGUAGGUGGUUAAUUGAUGAUCUUGAUGAAUGGCUUGACGCGUUCCAGAAAAAAAAGUAUCGCUGUGUUCUAUUAUUUGUUGACAACAGUGGAGCCGAUGUUGUUCUUGGCGUAAUACCUUUUGCUCGAGAGUUCUUAAAGUGUGGAACAAAGGUAAUCAUAGCUUGCAAUUCAUCUCCUGCCUUAAAUGAUAUCACGGCAUCGGAACUGACUGUUCUACUGGGAAGGAUUUCACAAAUAGAUAGCGUGUUAGCGGAAGCAUUGGAAGCUAAAUUGCUUUUAGUUUCUGACAAUGGUCAAGGGUCUCCAUGUUUAGACUUAAGGCGUGUGAAUUCAUCACUCUGUGAUUUAGCGACUAAGAGCGGUGUAGACUUAAUAGUUAUAGAAGGUAUGGGCCGUGCUAUUCAUACCAAUUUUGAAGCUGAAUUUACCUGUGAUUCUUUAAGGGUAGCUGUGAUCAAAACAAAGUGGUUGGCUGAUCGUUUAGGUGGUCGGUUAUUUUCAGUUGUUUGUAAAUUUCGUCAGGCACGUGACGCAGUGGAAUAG